Molecule: messenger RNA, 2573 nt
Organism: Cinara cedri
Lineage: Eukaryota; Metazoa; Arthropoda; Insecta; Hemiptera; Aphididae
Source: the annotation of a GenBank genome assembly
AAAUCGUAUCACACAAUUUUCUUACUGUAUCGGAUAUACAAAAGAAACGUAAUUCAUCUUUUCGGCGACUUUUCAUUUCACAUAGCCUAAUAUUAUAUUUUCGUCUAUAUUUUGUCGUAUAACAGUGUAUCGGUGUAUAUGCAAAUUAACACCUAUUGUAUUCAUUGACACAAUACCGCUACAUCAUACACAUCAAAUAAUAUUAUGUAGUGCUUAAUAAGCUCAUCGUUGAUUUUAAAAUUCCAUCGUAGUUUUUUCGUUAGUCUACCUGUUGCGCUUUGCUUCAUAUAAUAUCUAUUGCGGUUUUUGAAAUAACAGAGACCCGAUUAAAAUCAAAAAUGAACAAAUUCGUCUCAACAACAAUAUUUGUCAUUUUGGGUGAGUUUUUGUCGAUUUUAAAUCCAUUCGUCUAUACUAGCUAACAUAAUAUAAUUUAACCACGAAUAAAUUAAAAUAUGUUGUUGUAUUAUUUUUCAUUUUUCUUUCGUUUAGGUGUUUUUGGGAACUGGGGCGUUAGAGACGUUGAAGGGUAUCCAAACCCAAACCAUAUGCAAAUCAAAAUAAAUUUUAGUGGCUUAAUUCCGUAUAAUAAAGCUUAUAACGAAACGACAAUCGAAGAUGAAAAAAUGUCUCUCAGAAAGUUUUGUUUGGCAAAUAGUAAAUUGAACAACUCUGAUAACACAGUUAUAGUAAGCCCAUUACAUUUAUUUUAUAAUUACCUGUAUAUUUGGUUCAUGUAUUUAUGCUAGUAAGCUACUAUAGGAAUUUGAUUAUUAUAAAUGGUAAACGAAGUGAAUAUAGUUCUACUAUUUUGUAUUGAAAGAUUUUAUACUAUAGUUUUUUGUUAAAAUUUUUUUCCCUCUGAAUAUUAGGUAGACUUUAAUAUUUAGAAGAACGGAGUAGUGGGGAGUAACAAAAAAAUACUACUCUGCAGAAUAGUUACUACUAUAAUAGGUAUAAUUAUACAAUAUAAUUUUUGAAUUUUAAUUUUAAUACUAAUUUAAUUAAAUGAUAAUUUAUAUAUUUUAAUUAGGUAAGGUUUUUAUUUUAGAAAGCUUUGGACGAUUAUAGGACACAAGUAAAAUCAUUAAUAAAUGUCACAGAAUUAAAACAAGACUAUAGCGAAUCAAAAUCGAAUGGAGAAAUUGAUUUAGUAUUUAAAAAAUACUGCGCGUGAGUAAGAUAGGUUCGAAGUUGAACAUGGAUAAAUUAAAAAUGUAUAUUUUUUGCAGAAAGUUAACGAAAGUUAAUAAAUAUGUUUUAAAUUUUACAUCAACUGUAAACAAAAUAUGUCAAGACGACAAUGAAAAAAAAAUUAACAUUACAAUUUUUCAGAAUAUUUCUGAAGCAUUAUUAUCAACCCUGUGCCACGAUAAGGAUAAUCAUAUACCAUGUAAUAAUGAUCAUAUGCCAUAUUUUUUUUACGACAAUAUCUGUUUUGUAUAUAAAUCAAUGUAUUCAUUUUCCUAGUAUUUUACACCAUUCGCGAUCCGGACUGUUUGAUGCACAAAAAAGAAUCGAUUCAACGUUGUGUUAAUAAGUCCUUCAGUCUUAAUGAAACUACGGCAUUAACAGUGGAAGACGGCCUUUGCGAGUAUGCUAAUAAUGUAUACAACUUACUUAACAAAUUAAUAUUAUUAUAAUCGUUUUAUUUUAUAGAAGUCUGUCUUUCUUACAAGAAUGUAUCGUGGCUGAGUUAGUGAAAUGUAAUGAUCCAGAAUCAAUUAUGUUGGUUGAUUUAUAUUUUAAGGUUCUACGCCUAUCGACGCCUUGCUCGUCGCUUUUGAAUACUAUUUUUAGUUCCCUUCGGAUGAUUUUUAUUACAGAAAUUAAUAAAAAGAGAAAUACAUUUUAAUGAUUACUGUGCGAUCAUCAAUGCGUUAUGCUAAUCGAAGAUAUUAUAUGUUAUGUUAGUACGGCCGAAUCAUUACCUAUUUGAGUUUGCGCACCAUAAUCACAAUUUGAGUGUGAUCAUUGAAAUUAUUAAAAUAUUAAGGACAUGUUAUUUCGAAAAUAAUUGUUGGGGAUAUAGGUAGUUAAAAUGGUAUGUCAUAUUUCUAUUAUAUCUUAAAACAAUAUUGUACGUCGUUAAAAUGUAUAAUACUAACUAGUGGCUCAGAAAUAAGAAUUGUUAUUAUUUUAAUUUACACUCUAAACAGUAUGCGAUGUAGAUAUUAAACGAGUUCUUUUAACAUUUAUUAGGCGAUUUCUGGUUUUGUUACAAACUUCUUUUAUGUGUAUAAAAAGAGUAUGAACAAUUUUAGAAAAAUGAAAUUAUAGGAAUUUUGUAUAAUUCGGUACCUAUCAUCCAGUGAUUUAUUAAAAACAGAUACCUACAUAUUAACGAACGGCGGUUAUUCCUUAACCGUCUAAAAGUAUGUAAAACAAAAAUACUGUCCAUUAUUCAAUUCAAUUGUAUCUGUAAUGACCUUCUGAGUUUAAUGUGGGUUUCUUUAUUAGGUACCUAUUAUUUAUCAUUUUACGGUGGAGAUUAUUUAAAAUAGGUACUUUUAAAAUAAGCAUUAAACAAUUAUUUAAUCUAUAACUUUUUUUUUUUUUUGAAUGAAAAAUUA